CUUUGGUCGUGUUUGGUCGUGUGGGCCCGUGUGCGGGCGGCUCAGGACAUUCGCGCUACAUCGAGCAGUGGCGACAUCCACGAUCACGCGCUAACACCAACUAACGCAGCCCAACACGCCGAUCCACGCGCUAACCAGGCCAAACUCGAGAGAAGCAACGUUUUACAAUUUUCAUCAUCAUCUAUAUGUAUACUUAAUAUAUGAUAAGAAAAAGAAGAAAGAUAAACUGUGGAACUUUAUCUAAAAAGAACAGAUCUUAUGAGUUUCGGAACACAUCCAUCAAUAUCGACAAUCCAACACAAUCUCGAUUUUAAUGUAAACAUACGUGCGUGCGUUCGUACGUGUGAAUGAAAUAAAUAAUUGGAUAAGUUAUGCCAAAAGUAGUGUCAAGGAGCAUUAUAUGCUCCGAUACAAAAGAUCAAGAAGAAUACAGUGAGGAGAAGCCAUUGCAUAUUUAUUAUUGUAUAUGUGGUCAGAUGACACUAAUUUUAGAUUGUGCCAUUGAAAAAUUGCCAUUAAGAAAAAGAGAUGGAGCAAGAGUAAUAGAUGGCAGCAAGCAUGCUCACAAAAUGACUUCGGAGCGAGACGAGAUUGUAUUUCUCAAACGUUUAGAGGGAAUUGAAAAACAAUACAGACAAAAAUGUAAAAAAUGUGGCUUAUUAUUGUAUUAUAAGCAUGAUCCAGGAGCAAAUGUGGUAUUUGUAGUAAAAGAUUCUGUAAUAAAAAGUUCUGGGGAAGGCCCUAUGACAGAUAUCUAUAAUCAAGUGGCUAUUGAGAAACCUAAAAAAAUAAUGGUUACAAAACAUACUAAAAAUAUGGGCAAAUUUAGUUCAGUUACUGUAUCUACAAUCGAUGAAGAAGAGGAUGAAAUCGAAGCUAGGGAAGUUGCCGAUUCCUAUGCAAACAAUGCACGUAUCAUAGAAAAACAGUUGGAGAGAAAAGGUAUGAAUAAACGAAAAGCUAUACCAUCCACUGAAGCAGAUUCGAAGCGAGUAAGACCUAGAGGGACGUUGUUGGAUAUUUGAUUUUCUGUCAAGAACUAAUCGUAAUUAUGUACAUUCAUUUACUUACAUAGAGUUAAAAAUAAAAUAUAUUUACUUAUA
This is a messenger RNA of Solenopsis invicta (red fire ant), 1103 nucleotides long. RefSeq names its product UPF0428 protein CXorf56 homolog. The transcript is spliced from 5 exons. NCBI's taxonomy places the organism in Eukaryota, Metazoa, Arthropoda, Insecta, Hymenoptera, Formicidae. The record is from RefSeq and is a predicted model, not a curated record. The coding region runs from base 372 to 1025 and encodes 217 amino acids.